Messenger RNA from Culex quinquefasciatus (southern house mosquito), 7304 nucleotides. It is a transcript of the gene Helz, whose product is annotated as probable helicase with zinc finger domain. The record is from RefSeq and is a predicted model, not a curated record. Bases 340 to 6669 code for a protein of 2109 amino acids. The transcript has 5 exons. NCBI's taxonomy places the organism in Eukaryota, Metazoa, Arthropoda, Insecta, Diptera, Culicidae. Gene Ontology annotation, biological process: regulatory ncRNA-mediated post-transcriptional gene silencing. Gene Ontology annotation, cellular component: cytosol; P granule. Gene Ontology annotation, molecular function: metal ion binding; protein binding; helicase activity.
AUCUGCGUGUGCGUGUGUAUGCGUGUGUCAAGUCCGUCGUCGUCCAUUGUGUCAAAAGUUGUCCGAGUUUUUGCGUAGAAAUUUCAUUUUCCGACGCAAGAAUGUAAUUUGGCGUGCUAAUUCUAUUUCUUAGUUGCCUUUAACGUGGGAUUGAAGAAAAAACGAGAUCCGGCGUACGCAGCACGUAAAAGUACCGUGGGAACAGUGUGCGAAUUAAGGUGGCCGCUGAGAGUUGGUCUUCCGGACUGGCGAUACGAAUGGUGGCCGCUGUGACGUUAGGAGAGCUGGAGAACGUCCACGGGGACGCAACGCGGCCACGGUUGAAGAAGCAACGAUACAAUGAGCGAGAGUCAAGCCAGUGAGCACCUCCGGAACCGACAGUGGCAACAGGCGAAAGAUAUCUACGAUCAACUUCUGAGCGAGUCUUCGCCGGGCAGCUUCAAGCUUCCGAAGGAGCGUACGAUCGCAUGUCUGUACGGGCGCACCGAGUGCUGUCUGGAGUUGAAGGAGUACGAGUCCGUUGCCCACGAUUGUCACUGUUUGCUGAAGCUUUUAGCGAACAACAAUGAAAACCGUGCUUCGGGUUCUACGAGUCCCGUUCCGUCUUCAGCGUCAUCUACAUCUUCGACCAGCAGUUCCUCAACGGCCAAUCAACAAAAUCCGACGGCCACGACCGAGUCUAAGGUCCGCAAGCGUCUCAUCCAUUCGCUUUACAAACAGCAAAAGUAUGCCGAAGCGGAAGUAAUUCUGCAGGAGUGGGCCGCCAACCAUAACUACCAUCAGGACAUCAAUCGCUACUUGGAGCGCUUAAAAUCCGUGCUACAAAUGGCAUCGGCCAACUCGUCACCUACGCCCGCUCUCGACGGAUCUGCUUCGGCAGCACCUCCCGCUGCCACGACAGAUUCUGACACGUCGUCGUUGUCGCAGGGACCGUCGACGACGCCCACUUCGACCAUCUCUUCACUGUCUUCGCUCAACGAAGAGUACGAACAGAUCGAGACGAAGCUGGAAAAUCUCAUCAUCAACAAUCUGCCGCCCGAUCGGUACACCAAGCAGCUGAAUCAGUUGAACAACAACGGCAGCAGCGAUUCGUCGAGUCCUACGCGGGAGAACAACAAGUCGAGCAGCGAACGGGAAGCGGAUGCCGGUGAAACCACGGUUAGCAAUGGCAAUGCGGAAACCGACGUCGCUUCGACAACGGCCGCGGACACGAACGAACAGGAAGCUGUGAAGCCGGAAGAAGGUGAAACGAGCGAAUCCGCGGCUCCAGCGACGAGCAGCGCCAAUAGCAGCAGUUCCUCGGUCAACAACUUCCAGAAGCAGCUGGAUAAGAUCAGCAACAUUAGCUGCGUUUAUUGUACGAUGAACUUUAGCGACCGGUCCGAGUUGCGAGCCCAUUGCCAGACGCAGAGCCACCAGAACAUUAUCAUGUCGGACGAAGGUCGUGACUGGAUGUGGCGUCCGCCGCCGCGUGGCUUCAUCGCCGAGUCGUACAGCCUGUGCGAGAACUUCGUGGACAACCAGAGCUGCCACUACGGCAAUCAGUGCGUCGAAGCGCAUGGUAUCGACGAGCUGAACGAGUGGAAGGAACGGUUCGAGUACCGGAAGAAGAAGCUGCAGCGCGCCCGGGACAAGGAACUGUACGGCAAAAGCUACACCGAGCAGCUGCUGGAACGCUGGGUGUUGGCACCAAGCCCGGACAAGGUGAUGAAGGAGAAGGUGGAGGGCGUUGAGGAGUCGUGCUCGCAAGAUCUCGUCACGACGGUCAGCUCCAAGGUGAGCAAACGCGAGUGGACAUUUGUACUGAAAACGAGGAGACUGUUGAAGGCGGUAGCAUUGCUGCAGGACGCGCAUCGCAAUCAUUUUCUUAUCAAGCAAAUCUAUCCGGGCGAGCCGAGAAGUGGUCGUCCCGCGGGCAACAAAGUGGUGGAAGCCGAGUUGACGUCCGACCAGGAGUGGGUCGCACCGAUGGACGCACCAAAGGUUGAAGCGAUUGAACCGAGCAGUCCCAUGCUGGAGCACCGGGUCAAGGUGGUGUUCAACACGGAUAUUUACGGUACGUUCCGCCAGGCGGUGGUCUUCGACUUUGGCAGUGAACCGGUGCUGGUGAAGCACAUCUGCGUCGACGUGGUCCCCGUUACGGAGGUCGACAAGAUUCAGGAGAUUCGCAAGGACAUUGUGAUGUCAACGUCGGAACGGUGGGACGAAACCAACUCGGAGAUAAUCGAAUUCACCACCACCAUAAUUCCGCACAUGCAAACUCCGGCUUAUGCCGCGGACGCCGAGCGCGAAAAGGAACUACUUGCGAGAUAUCCACUGCCGAAGGCAUCGUCCUUUGUGCUGACGCAAUCCACGAUCACGGAGAAGAAGCUGACGAAGAACAACUACCGAAAUCGGAUCCACGAGCUGCUGUACGUGGAGGAGAUUGCCCGUUACGAGCAAAUUGCCCGCUACAACUUGACCACCCGAUUGACGAUCGCGACCAACUAUCUGUUGACGCCCAGCGGAAUGGCCACCAGCACGGCCAAGUAUUCUCACUCUGGUGAGCUGUUUGCGCUGAUGAAGCUCGGCAAGGACGUCUCCGAGGACACUUCGGCCGGUCGGCUCAUCCUGAACAACUGUCAAGCCGUGCUGAUUGCUUCGAAAGACCCGGCUCCAACGGGUGAAAAGCGCAAGGUGUACGAAGCCGUGAUCGAGGACAAAGGGAAGAACAUGAUCUACCUGAAGAUUUCGGCAAAAGCCGUGGCCGGGCUCGGACUGAAGGCGGAAACCGAGUUCAUCUCGGACAUCCAGUUUCAACCGAACCGACUGACGUACUGCGAGUGGCACCACGCGAUCGACAAAAUCGCCGACUUCCGGAUCAUCUUCCCGGACAUCUAUCUGGAACCGAGCAUCCCGUGGACUCCGCAGCGCCAAUGGGACGCGUCACUCGAUCCGAAGCUCAACUCGAAGCAAAAGGAGGCCGUCGUCGCCAUCACGACGCCCAUUACGGUCGCGCUGCCUCCGAUCCUGCUGAUUGGGCCCUUUGGCACCGGCAAGACGUACACGCUGGCGCAGGCCAUCAAACAGCUGCUGCUGCAGCCGGAGUCGAAGAUUCUCAUCUGCACCCACUCGAAUUCGGCCGCCGAUUUGUACAUCAAGGACUACCUGCACCCGUGGGUCGAGGAGGGCAUGGAGGAGGCCAAACCGUUGCGCGUGUACUACCACAAGCGAUGGGUCGCCACCGUCAACAGCAUCGUCCAGAAGUACUGUCUGAUCGAUCUGAAUAUCAACGUGCGCAACUUCCGGCGGCCGACCGUGGAGGACAUCCUCAAGUACCGCAUCGUGGUGGUGACGCUGAACAUUUCGAUGGAGCUCGCUUCGCUCGAUCUGCCCAAGGGUCACUUUACGCACAUUUUUCUGGACGAAGCGGCCCAGGCCAUGGAGUGCGAGGCGAUCAUGCCGUUGGCGCUGGCAACGGAGAAAACGCGCAUCGUGCUGGCCGGUGACCACAUGCAAAUGUCCCCGGAGCUGUUUUCCAACUUUGCCAAGGAGCGCAAGUUGCACAUUUCGCUGCUGGAGCGGCUGUACGAUCACUACCCGAACGAUUUCCCGUGCAAGAUCUUGCUGUGCGAAAACUACCGAGCGCACGAGGCGAUCAUCAAGUUUACGUCGGAGCUGUUCUACGAGCAGAAGCUGAUCGCGUCCGGCAAGCAGCCGAGGCAUGAAAAGUUCUACCCGUUGACGUUCUUUACGACGCGCGGCGAGGACGUGCAGGACAAGAACUCGACGGCGUUCUACAACAACUCGGAGGUGUACGAGGUGGUGGAGCGGGUGUGUGAGCUGCGCAAGAAGUGGCCCAGUUCGUGGGGGAAGAUUAACGACCAGAGCAUUGGAAUCAUGACGCCGUACGCGGAUCAGGUGUUUCGGAUUCGGUCCGAGCUGAGGAAGCGUCGCAUGGGUGGUAUCAGCGUGGAGCGAGUGCUGAACGUGCAGGGUAAGCAGUUCCGGGCGAUCUUUUUGUCCACGGUGAGAACGAGACGCACCUGCAACACGAACGCCAACGAGAACAGCAGCAGCAGCUCUUCGGAGGACGUGGACUAUGGCUUUCUCAGCAAUUCCAAGCUGCUCAACACGGCCAUCACUCGUGCCCAGAGUCUGGUCGCCGUUGUUGGAGAUCCGGUUGCGCUGUGUUCGAUUGGACGGUGUCGAAAGGUGUGGGAACGGUUCAUCGAGAUCUGCUACCAGAACAAGAGUCUCUUUGGCAUCACUUGGUCCUUGCUGAGAUCGCAACUGGACGGUGUUGAGUUGAAGAAGACGUACGUGCUUAACCCACUGGCGCCGGAAUUUAUUCCUCGUGCCCUGCAAGCCGAGGCGUACCUGCGGGAACAGGCUGCAAACGUGACCGGGCAAUAUCUCCAGCAGCCACCGCACCAGGCCGGACCACAUUCGACCGGAUUCCAUCAUCAAUCGAACGCGAACUAUUCCGGCGGAGGACAUCCGUCACUCCCGGCGGCAGGACUCAUGCGACAAAUCGUGCCCCAGCAACCGAUGCCGACGCCGCAAGCUCCCUUCAUGGGACACGGACCCGGUCCCGGUGGUGGUCACGGUGGUCAUCCGCCGAUUCCGCCCCAAACGCAACAACAGUUCCCGCCCUACCAGAGUCCGAUGUUCUUUGCGGCGCAGCAACCGCCGAUGCGGGGUCCACCGCCACCGCAUCCGAACGCCCUCGGGCCGCCGGUUCCUCCGAACAUCGCAGCCCAGGCUGGCCCCGCCAAUUUCCCCCAGAACAACCCGGCGAACCUGUGGAACCCUGCAGGGAGUGGCCACUUUCCCAACAGAACCCGCCAGCAGAUUCGUCCCCAGAUGGCACAGCACCUGACGGCCAGCGGCCGACCGUUGAUUCCCCCACCGAUGAGGAGUCCGGUCCAGCAGCAGCAGCAGCAACAACAACAGCAACAACAACAGCAGCUGUCUGCGCCGCAAAUGCCUUAUCUCCAGCAGCCGAAGCCAGCCCUUCCGAACUACGGCCCAUUCCCGCCCCACCACCAGCCCCAACAUCCGCCCCAUCAGCUGCACCAGAACCACAUUCGCCCGGUGAUGGGAGGGGGUGGUGGCGGUGGCGGCGGAGGCGGUCCCAUCAGCCCAAGUUCGUACCAACAGCAACAGCAACAGCAGCAAGAUCAGCAACACUACCUGUCCGGACUGUCUACCGACUUGAUGGCAUCGAUUACGGCCCGUGCCGCUUCGCAAAUGCAAAUGCCCCCACAGCAGCAGCAGCAGCAGGUUGUGGCGGCGGUGCACCAACAGCAAUCGCUGCUUCAUCAACAGCAGAGCCAGCAAAAGUUUGGGGCGCUUCGGAUGGACGAUGGACGGCAGCAGCAGCAGCAGCACGGUGGGCUCGUCGACAAGGACAUUCAGUUUCUGCAGAAUGUGCACUUUCCGGAAAAGUACAGCCAGGUCACGCCGCCGCAGCAUGUGCACCAUUCCAACCCGGCCGCCGUUACGGACUUUAACCACUUGCUGCCGCCCAACAUGAGCUUUCUGGACGUGUCGCUGCAGACGAAGGAGUUCCAGUAUCUGUGGUUCAUCAAGCUCGUCGAGACGCAGGGGUUGGAGGCGGCAAACAAGUUUACGGACAUUUUGCGCCAGGUUCCGACGCUGGCGUCAACGCAGCAUCCGCAUCAACAGCAGCAGCCGCAGCCGCCGCAACAUCACCAUCAACAGGUUCACCCGCAGCAGCAGCAGCAGCAGCAACAGUUGCAGAAGAAGAUGAACCCGGUGCUGCCGUCGCACACCGACAUGAUCUUGGACAACUUUUUGAACCCCAGCAAGGACGUGUUGGGCUCGGUCAGUUUGCAGCCACCGGCGGCCUUGCUGCAUCAUCAACAGCAGCAGCAGCAACAUCAGCAGAUGGCGGUGGCCUCCAGUGGAAUCAGCAACGGAAAUGCCCUGCUCGGAGGAGGAAUGCCAGGGAAGAGCUUGCUGGAGAAUGUGGAACUGUUUGGCCCGGCCAGCGAGUUGCAGUCGUUUGGUGGCUCGAGUGCACCGUUGGUCGCCGCGCCUCAGCAGCAGCAGCAGUCGGUUCCGCUGUACCGUCGCCAGGCUGGCCAGAACUAUCAGAGCAGCAGCAGCGGUACGCUCCCGUCGGCGUCCAACUCGUCCCAAUCGAUUGCCUCGUCAACGCCGGACCUGCUGGACAACCAUCUGCAGCAGUCGCUGUUUGAAACGCUCGAUGGACCGGGCAAGCUUCACCACAGCAACGCCAUGCUGUUUGGUGGUCAGUUUGGUGGCGGCGGCUCCACAACCGACCAGUCCAACAACCUGCAGGGCUUCACCUCGAUCCACAACAUUGCGGCCGGGCUGAUGCAGCAGCAACACAAUCUCAACAACCGCGAAUUCCUUCACCAGCUCCAACAGCAACAGCAACAACAGCAGCAGCAGCAACAUUUGCAUGACGGUCGCGGCGGUUCGUCCGUGGAGGAACUGCUCAACCGGCAGGCCGCCAACCAGACGUACGCGAGCGUGCUCAGCCAGGGCGGUGGCAAGCAAAAGGACGGAAGUGGCGGUGGCGGCCUCGGUGGGCUCGGCGACGGCAGCGGCGCGGGCUCGUCCGCCCUGGGUGAUCCGUUUGCGGCUCUGCGCGAUCUGGGCCGGAAAAGCAACGGCUAUUACAACUACUUUCAGUAAGUGGGCGGAGGAGGAGGAAGAAGGUAGGUGACUUUCUCUAGUGAUAAGAAAUGUGUGUUUUAGAAGACGAAUCCGUCGGAUGCGCGGAUUAAAUGUGCAUCAAAAGGAGGGGGAGUGACGACGAUGGCAAGUAAUUAUAUAAAAUUGGUGGGAAACGGGGUGUGUAACACUUAAUCAUGGCACGCAAGGGAAGGAGAGAGGGAAUCGGCAGAGAUGAGUAGACUGCAGCAGCAACUGUGAGUGUGAGUGUGUGAUGAAAUUUUGAUGAUUUUUUUUUUAGAAGCCUUCGUGUUAGGCUUUUUAGUUCUUAUCAAAUAAAUUCUGUAUUAUUUUGCAUACAAAUUAGCGAGAAAGGAAAAAAAAAACAAAAACUAUUACAAUUCUAAAUUAAAUCUUAGUUGAUUCGCACGUCCCCUUAAUUUUCUCGAAACUCAAAAAAAAAAAAAAAAACGGUUACCUCUCUCGUUUGUGAUGAUUCCCUCUUUUUACACAGAGCAGAGUUAAAAUUUCUAACCGGAAAAUGAAUGUGAUUCAUUGCGGAAGCGAACGAUAGCAGAGGGAACGUGAUGCAACAGAAGAAGUAAGCAAGUUUGCAGUUGACAACUAGAAAAAAAAAUUAAAAAAGCAAAAAAAAA